AUUUUAGUUGUACGUGCUGAUCUCUUCGAAUCGUAAAGGAAUAACUCAAUGGAUUAUUAAUUAUGAGGGGCUGAGGAGAGCGAAGUACCUCUUUUUUGACGAACUGCUGGAAGACUUGAGUCAGAAUGAUGGAACAGGAUGAAUCAAGAGACUUUAAAACCCUGAAGGCACGGUUCCAGGGUGAAAAUGGUCUGAAGAUCCAAACUAAACCUGCCCUCCCAGAGAAACCCAAAACCAUCCCUCCAUCGACAAAAGUCAGCAAUACUUUGAUCUCAUCCAUCAAUGCUGCUGUGCAAAAAGGGUCGCUUCAUGCACCACGUGUAGUCUUCAAGGAGGACAAAAAUCUCAGUCGCCAGCUCUCUCCACCUUGGGGAUUAAAGACCAGAGAGAACCAACCCAUAAAUAAUGAUGAACUGCUGGAUAAUAAGCAGGUCAACACUGUUAAGCAGAAUCUGAAAGACAGGAAUCUUCCGCUGGUUCUGCCUGUGGCUCCAAAAACUAAAACUCCAGAGCCCGAUUCCAGUCCACCUACACCUAUGUCCGCUUCACCAGUCAAAGUGACGACACCCAAAAAGUUUGUAUUUACCCCUCAAAAAACGAACAAAGAUGAAUGUGAGAAAACAGACCCUGUGAAGGAGGUGAACACUACCAAAAAGUCUCUGAAGGACAGGAAUCUUCCGCUGGUUCUGCCUGUGGCUCCAAAAACUAAAACUCCAGAGCCCGAUUCCAGUCCACCUACACCUAUGUCCGUUCCACCAGUCAAAAUGUCCACACACAAGAGUUUUGUAUUUACUCCUCAAAAAACUAGCCAAGAUGAGAAUGAGAAGGCAGACACAGUAAAAGAGUUUGCCACUGCCAAAAAGUCUCUGAACGACCGCAAUCUUCCACUGGUUCUGCCAGUGCCUCCAAUAAAAGUUGAUACCCCAGAGCCUGAACCCAGCCCCUAUACACCUCGGAAUUACACACCCAAUAAUUUUGUGUUUACCAUUCAAAAAAAUAGCAAAGAUGAGAAUAAGGAGGCAAAUACAGUGGAAAGACCAACACCAGCUAGUCGUACCCCUGCUCCAAGUCACCCAGCUCCUGCUGGCCCAACUGUAACAGCUACUCCCCCUACUCAAAGGGUACCUGUUGUUCCUAAGGCUGUUGUACCUUCUCAGACUUCAAUUGGAAUAACUUCUUUCCCCAACAUUCCUGCCCCAAGUAUUCCAGCUCUAGGCAGUUCAACCUCUGCCAGCCCUGAGCCAAAGAUUCCUGAAUCAGCCAUCCCAACACCAUCUCAAGCUAUUCCUAAAUCAAAACCAGAAACCUCUAUUUCAUCUCCUCCUGACACUGAAUCUUCCAAACCAAAUAUACAUGUGCUCAGUUUAUCAGAAGUAUUUCCUCCCCCUAAAGGAAGUCCACCUACAGAAUUCACUGAUAUUCCGCCCCCUGUUUUUGAUGAAGACUUUCCAGAUGGAGGCUUUUCUGAGCAAACCAUACCCACUCCAGCAAUACGUACAUCUAUUGCCCCAGUUCCCAGGAGUCAAGUUGUCUCCAGGUCCCCUGCCCCAUCCACCCCUCCAGCGGUAUCUCCAGAGCCCUUGGUGAAUCCCUUCGAAUAUACACCUGCUCCAGUCUCAAGCCCUCCUCCAGAAGUUUAUACUCCUGCUGCACCUCUAGACGUGUUACUGGAGAAUGCAAAAGCUCUGACUGACAAGGCAGCUAUUAACCAAGAGAGGUCUAAUGAGGACCAGUCCUCAACCAAGCCGCUUUCAGCCCUCUCAGCCUUGGCGAGAGCAGAGGAGAUGGCCUCUGUAAAACGGUCACCAAAUGAUAGCCGUGUAUUUAACCUUCUGGAAAAGGCCAAGAGAAAGUUUACAGUGAACCCACUGGCUACCACACCUGAAAAUACAUCUAUACCUGAAAAUACAACCCUAGUUGAGACAGCUACACCCAAGAUACCUCUGCCUGAAACUCCCACACCUCUGCCUAAGACUGCCACAGCUGAGGUGACCCAACCUGAUCUAGCUCCACUUGAAAAAACCUUACCACAGCUUGCCACAACUUUAGAAACCCUGCCUGAGGAAGCCCAACCUGUACCCGAAGUGUUUGAUAUCCCUAAACUCCCUCCAGUUGACUAUGUGAAUCAUACUCGGUUGCCACCUAAAACUUACCCACCUGAAACUGUUGAAGUUAAUGGCUUUGAUCACAGGGUGGUGACAGUGGUCAAACCAGUGAAUCCUCCUCCCCCACCGCCUAGGAAGGCUCUGCCAGCCUUACCCAUUGUGGAUCCCCCACUUGAGAAACCAACUCAGUCUCCUGCCAGAGACCUCCAGAUUCCCACAACACCAUCUGAACCUCUAGAAACACAUGAAGAAUCACUAUAUGACAACUCAUUUGAGUUUUAUGAAGAUGUUGAGGAACCUAAGGCUCCAGCAUUUUCAACCUUUAGGCCUCCAUCAGUACCAUCAUCAGCUUCUAGUACCAAAAGGCCAAUUUCAGCUUAUGAGGAAGCCUUCCUGAGACAGUUGAGCCCAAAACAGCAGUUGAAAGAGGACAUGUUUCCGAACAUGGAUGAUAGAGAUGUGGAUUAUGGGUCUAUGAACUCUGGCUCUCCAUUUCCAGAAACUCAAGCUGCUGUAAAUCAGGACUCAGUGCGAAGCUCUCCUGCCUUGACUCCAUCAGGGACUCUUGAAAGAGGUGACAAUGUCUUUGAUGAUCAAGUAGACAGUAAAAAAAGCAAAACGACAAAGACUAAGAAACAGAAAGGACCUCCAAAGAAUCCAUAUGCUGAUGCUCCAGAUGCAGUGGAGGAGGCUCCCAAGAAAAGCUUGUUCUCCAGGAAGAACUCAGGAAAAGUGGCAGAUGACAAAGAGCUAAAGAAAAAAGAGAAACAGCGAGAAAAGGAAAAAGAGAAAGAGAAGGAGAGGGAAAAGAAGGAGCAGAAAGAAAAGGAAAAGAAAGAAAAUGAAAUGAGGAAAAAAUUUAAGAUCACAGGCCAGGAAGAGCCCAUUUAUCAUGUUAAAGUGUUAGAGGACUGUAAAGGCAGUAAAAACGACCUGCCGGUGAAGGUUGGAGACACCGUGAGCAUCAUCCGUACCAACAACUGCCCUAAAGGAAAAUGGCUGGCAAAGGACAGCAACAACAAAUACGGCUACGUCCCGGUGGAGAGUGUGGAUUUGAACAUCAGUGGCAUUAUGGAGCUGGGGAAGAUGACAACGGCAUCUAACAGACUCAACGGCAAUGGACUCAGAGACCCAGAGGUCACCAGUACAGGCAGCAGGACCUCCGAGCAUUACGGCAUGAACCAUGAGAGCUUCUCAGAAGACAGUGAUGAGUGGACAUGUGAUGAUGAUGAUGACGACCCUGUGUUUGGCUCUGCUAAUGAAACAGCACACAUAGCGCUGAAUCAAUCACACGCCACACCAGCACAAGAUCCUGUUCACCAAGACCAAAGUGAUUCAACUUAUAUGAACGUGCUAAGAAAACAGGAAGCGAUUCAAAAACUCUCCACAUUCUUUAUGCAACCCAAGACGUCCUCUCAGCCUCUACCACAAAACAACAGCCCAAUAAUGCCAGAGCUCACACCAGAGGAUCCUGACAGCUUAAAUAAAGAGGAAGAUGAUUUAGAUGUCUCGGACCUCCAGAUUCUUCCUCCUCCGGACCUGUACGCCGACAUCAUGGCUGGAGGCUCCAUGCCUAUUUACAGCAAGCCAAUCAAACUCGUCUCAAAAUAGUCAAAUAACUCCAGCUGCGAGGGGGAAAGACGAACUGCGCUGGAUCUUCACUGUUUCUGAGUUCAUAACCCUCCUGUGGGCUGUGUUUUGAUGAGCACCACAGUAAUUGUCACCCACACAAGCUCAAACGGAGACGUGUCUGUCAAGUGGGAAGAAUUAUGUUUGUGAUUGUGCAUCAGUCUGUAAGUGGCUGCAGGCGAGUUCUUCUAUAUUCAUGCAUAAUAUGUUCAUUCUGUGAAAAAAGGCCCAUGUAUGGUGUGGUGAGAAGCUCUUCGGAUUAUUUAAACCAUUAGAUCUAAGUGUUAGUUAUGAGUUAUGUGGCAAAGACAGUCUGUCUAGUCUGAGGUUGUCUGAUAAUUUUAAAAUCCUUAAUUAAACAAUUUGAAUAAAAAAAAAUGACAGCUUGCGCAGGUUAAAACAGCUUCACAUCUGGGUUCAGUUUUAACAGUUUAUUGCAAUGUCAACAUUAAAAUGCAGUUCCUAAGUCAUCAUUAUUUUUGUGGUAUCAUUUACUUAGAAGUUUAGAAUUGCAAUUUAAAGGUUUUUAUAAACAUACUUUGUAUUUGUAUUAGAUGAAUUAGUAUUAUAUUAUUUGUUUUAUAUUUUACAAGCAUGUUUAAGUAUUCCCAGUCUUCAAGGUUACUCUACAUGAGGGAAAAUAUGCUCGUGCUUGUAGUGCAAGUUUAAGUGUUGUUUAUUUUGUAAAAGUUUUCUGGUGAAGACGAUACAUGACACAGUUGUGUAUCUUCAGCCUUUGUUAUUUCAAAAUAGUUGCUCUGUUUAUUUUAAGUAAAGGAUUCAAAUGUUUGGAGUCUGUCAGAUGUUUUCAAAUGUCUCUUAUGC
Sinocyclocheilus grahami is the source of this 4559-nucleotide messenger RNA. RefSeq names its product proteoglycan 4. NCBI's taxonomy places the organism in Eukaryota, Metazoa, Chordata, Actinopteri, Cypriniformes, Cyprinidae. The transcript is spliced from 19 exons. Bases 126 to 3716 code for a protein of 1196 amino acids. The record is from RefSeq and is a predicted model, not a curated record. Gene Ontology annotation, biological process: protein localization to plasma membrane; integrin-mediated signaling pathway; T cell receptor signaling pathway. Gene Ontology annotation, cellular component: plasma membrane. Gene Ontology annotation, molecular function: protein binding.